Messenger RNA from Salvia splendens (bonfire salvia), 3569 nucleotides. RefSeq lists its product as uncharacterized. The record is from RefSeq and is a predicted model, not a curated record. Gene Ontology annotation, molecular function: glycosyltransferase activity. The coding region runs from base 1294 to 3438 and encodes 714 amino acids. Lineage: Eukaryota; Viridiplantae; Streptophyta; Magnoliopsida; Lamiales; Lamiaceae. The transcript has 5 exons.
AAUUGCUUCAUCUCUAAUUGAAUUUCUCAAUCUCUAAUGAAAUGAUACAGGGAAUGGCUCCACCACGGAAAUUUUAACUAUAAGUCAAUUUUUGAUCAUAUUACCAUUGAAUCUAUAGAUUAAUUUUACUUAAUUGACUAUUACUACCUUUUACUCAAAACCACUGUCCAAUUACUAACUAACCUAAACAAAGCCUAGCCUGUCUUCAAAUGGAAAACACAAGUGUACAUUAUACAUCAACAGGAUUGUAAUUUUAAUGUUAUAUUUCCCACUUUAACAUAAGGGAUUCAAUCUCUUAUUCCAAAUAAUGUUUUGCUAUCCAUUACAUUAAUUGGGCCUCGAGAUUCAAGUCUUUAAUUCAAUUUUUAAUAAUUGCUAUUAUAAAAAUAUUUAAAUUUAUAAUUGAAUUUCAAUUUUAAACUCUUUCAAUUCUACAAUUUAAAAAUAUAUAAAAAAAGUCUAUUGUAAAAUAGAAUAUCUCUAUCAAAUACAUAUUGCAUAGGCACACAACACACAUAUAUAAUCAUAAUUUAGAAUAUAUCUAAAAAUAAAAUUAAUUAUUUAAUCAACCAAACAAAAUUUUGAAAUUAAAAUAGUAAUGUUUCCUCAAUCCUUUAAUUUGAUCAAAUAAAUAUUAGAUUAAAUUUUAAUAUUAGUAUGACUUGAUAUUUAAUGACAUAAUUUUACAACUAUGACAAUUCAAUUCGAUUAUAGUACUAUCAAAGAAUACAUAUAUCAACACAACAGCCAAUGAAAAGUUGGUAGAAGAUCUAGUCUGUAAAACUAUCAUCCUAGCUGACUCACAAUCUUCAAAUCAUGUCACGUGACCUGUCUUUCUCUCUCUCGUCACUUUCUCUCUCAUGAGUCUUGCUUUGCUUGUUUUACCUGAAGAGAAGAAUUUGAGUAUUUACCAUGGUAGUUGAUGUACUAAAGUAGUAAAAAGACUACACUCAUUUACACUUACUCCAUCUGCAUACUGAAUUUACAAUUGUCGGUGCCCUCUCAUAUUCUUCUCCUUUCUCCUUUCUACCCUGUAAAGCUUCAACGCCGAUUCUUGCUCUCCGAUCUUCUGCACUUCACUUCUCACCUGCUAUCAGCUCCUCGCCGGAAUCAUUCUUCCGUUGGAACAUCGUUAGUGUUGUGCAUUGCAGAUUAUCGAUUAGGAAAGCAUAUAAGUAGUUUUCGCUUUGUUUCUUGGUAUUUCAGAUUGAGGAUUUGAGGUUGGGGCAGCUUCUGCAUUUUGAUGAAAUGUUGUUGCAUGAGCAUCUAGAAGCUGUGAUAGUGUAGUGAUUAAUGGAGGAUAUCAACAUAGUUAGGUUGUCUCCAUUGAGACCGGGUGGUGGCGGUUUGAAGUCGCCGUCCUCAGGGAAGUCGACUCCGAGGGGCUCUCCUUCUUUUAGGAGGUUGAGCUCUGGUUGGACUCCGAGAAGAGAGGGCGGCAGAAGUGGUGGUCAUAUUUUUGCUUAUUGCUUCAGAAGCAACCGCAUUGUGCUUUGGCUGCUUUUGAUCACUCUUUGGGCUUAUGCUGGAUUCUAUUUCCAGUCGAGAUGGGCGCACGGAGAUAAUAAGGAAGAUCUUUUCAGUGGUGGCUAUGGAGGUGAAAUAAAUGGUGGAAAACCUGGAUCACAGCGGAAUAACAGGAGGGACUUGAUUGCUGCUGGAGCACUUAAGACCAUGAAUGGGAUGAGUAACUCAAGUUUGGAGAAUGUGGAAGGCGAUCUUGCUGAGAGGGGAAGUGGUAGUUCAUUGCAUAAAGGUAAGGCUUCGAAGAAGAGAAGUAAGAGAUCUGGACAUAGUUCACGUAGGAGGGGCUCUAGUAAACUGAAGGUUGUGACACAAGAUAUAGAAAGUGAAGUUGAUGUACCAAUUGAAGAAAUUCCCAAGAAGAAUACAACUUAUGGAUUCCUUGUUGGUCCAUUUGGCUCUGUAGAGGAUUCGCUUUUGGACUGGAGUCCUGAAAAGCGGUCAGGCACCUGUGACCGGAAGGGUGCAUUUGCACGUCUUGUUUGGUCGAGGAAGUUUGUGUUGAUCUUCCAUGAGCUGACCAUGACAGGAGCCCCUCUUGCAAUGAUGGAGCUGGCAACUGAGUUUCUGAGCUGUGGAGCUACGAUAUCAGUUAUAGUUCUGAGCAAAAAAGGAAGCUUGAUGUCAGAAUUACACCGAAGGAAAAUUAAAGUGCACGAGGACAAGUCAGAUCUGAGCUUCAAGAUAGCCAUGAAAGCAAAUAUCAUAAUCGCAGGUUCUGCGGUCUGUUCAUCCUGGAUAGAACAAUACCUGUCGCGUACUGUUCUCGGUUCUAGUCAAAUUAUGUGGUGGAUCAUGGAGAAUAGAAGAGAGUAUUUUGAUCGGUCAAAGCAUGUGCUCAACAGAGUAAAGAAGUUGAUUUUUCUUUCCGAACAACAAUCCAAGCAGUGGUUAGCCUGGUGUGAGGAAGAAAAGAUCAAGUUAAAAGAAAAGCCUGCAUUGGUGCCACUCUCAGUCAAUGAUGAGCUAGCCUUUGCAGCAGGCAUCUCAUGCUCGCUAAGUACUCCAUCAUUCACUACACAAAACAUGCUAGAAAAGAGACAGUCAUUGAGAAACGCUGUUAGACAAGAAAUGGGAUUGACUGAUGAUGAUAUGUUGGCUGUUACCUUGAGCAGUAUCAACCCUGGAAAGGGUCAGUUGUUGUUUAUGGAGUCGGCCCGCUUGGUAAUUGACCAAGGCCAACAGCUGAACAGUUCUGGCCUGAAAGAUCCAAUCCUAAUGGAUCACGAUUAUUAUUCAAGAGCUCUACUUCAGAAUCGGAAAAGGGACAUUAAAUCUUACAGUGGACCAAAGCUCUCCGGUAAAUCUUCUUCAAACACAGACAUGCCCAUAAAGAAAAGAAUAAGGUCAUCACAUAUCUUCACCAACGAGGGUAGACUUGAUACUAGAAGGAGAAAAAUGUUGUCCCAAAACGUUGAAAAGAAGGGACAGAAUCUUAAGGUACUCAUUGGCUCAGUUGGAUCUAAAAGCAAUAAAGUACCUUAUGUGAAAACACUUCUUACGUACCUAUCAACACACUCAAACUUGUCAAAGUCUGUGCUGUGGACUCCAGCAACAACUCGUGUUGCCUCCCUUUAUGCCGCAGCAGAUGUUUAUGUAAUGAAUUCUCAGGGAAUAGGAGAGACAUUUGGAAGGGUAACAAUUGAGGCCAUGGCAUUCGGACUUCCUGUGCUGGGAACGGAUUCUGGAGGCACAAGGGAGAUUGUCGAGCAUAAUGUAACGGGGCUACUCCAUCCUUUGGGGCGCCCGGGCUGUCAGGUUCUUGCAAGAAACCUCGAAUUCUUUCUUGAGAAUCCAUCAGCAAGGCAAGAAAUGGGAAUGAGGGGAAGAGAGAAGGUUGAGAAGAUGUACAUGAAAAAGCAUAUGUUUCAGAAAUUCGGUGAGGUGUUGUACAAGUGCAUGAGAAUUAAGUAGCAUCUCACUCUUCUACUUUCAAUCUACUUUGGAAAUGGCUUGUUUAGCACAUUGCUGCUAUUAGCUUCACAAAUGAUAUACUAACAUACCUAUUUCUUCAUAUCACUAGUUAGUUUUCAUGCAUCCUAAAA